Anthostomella pinea is the source of this 882-nucleotide messenger RNA. The record is from the annotation of a GenBank genome assembly. Lineage: Eukaryota; Fungi; Ascomycota; Sordariomycetes; Xylariales; Xylariaceae.
AUGCCCUGGAAGCCACUCCUUAUGCCAAGUGGCUUGACUCCCCGCGGUCUCGACGACAACGACGACCUUGACUUGGACAUCCGAGCUUCCAAGCAACGUGAACAUGCGAGCCAUGUGUUCAAGUACCUCCAUCCAUCCUUGGUCCACGCAAAGGUCCAGUCGGUCGAUGAUGAUACCAAGACCAUCGCAGAGUCUGCCUUGCAGCAGAAAUACAUCGAUCUCCUGGAGAAGCGAAUCAGUCAGUUGGAGUUGGCUGUGAACGAGACAGCCUCGAAGACGACCGAAGACAGCAAGGAUGACACGAAGUGGACGUACGUAGUUGCUCUCCGAGAAUGGGACAACUCGACGGCAUCGUACAAGGACAAGAACGUAGCAGAAAGUCUACUGAAGAAGGAACAGCUCAAAGAUGUGGCCUACGUGUACCGCCGCGUUGUCUAUGGCACUUAUUCUGGUGAGAAGAGGGCGUAUAGUGAAAUUGAGCUGGAGGACCCGAAGCUAGUCCAGCUAUUGAAGAGCGAGAUUGACAACAAAUAUCCGGGAGUCAACUUCGAUGGCAACACAGUCUAUAUGCAGGCUCCUUUCCCAGCAAUCAUACACAACUGGGACAAGCUUCGCAAGCGGACAGAACGUGAACCGGAUUCUCAAGCAUGCAAGGAUCUCACGCAUCUGCUCGACCGGAUCGAAACCGCAGAUGAACUCGAAGACUACUUCAAGGCUCGAGAAGCAAACAUGAGCAGCAAGGUCACAACCUUCGAAACCCUCUGGACGUUAUUUCCGCCAAAGGCCCUUGUGGUUGUCAAGCCUUUCAACGGAGUAGCACAACUCUUGCAGGUUUCCAGCCCGCCAAUUCCAUUCCCCAAGGCGCCCAUCAAGAACAUCUAG